This is a messenger RNA of Phoenix dactylifera (date palm), 1393 nucleotides long. RefSeq names its product putative pyridoxal 5'-phosphate synthase subunit PDX1.1. The record is from RefSeq and is a predicted model, not a curated record. Lineage: Eukaryota; Viridiplantae; Streptophyta; Magnoliopsida; Arecales; Arecaceae. Gene Ontology annotation, molecular function: amine-lyase activity. Gene Ontology annotation, biological process: pyridoxal 5'-phosphate biosynthetic process; pyridoxine biosynthetic process; amino acid metabolic process.
GCUGCUGCUCCCACCUCUAUCGUGCGGGCCUCUGCCUUGGCUCGUAAGGCAGCCGACGCCGCCCGAGGUCCUCUCCCUUCUCUCUAUAUACAUCGCCUCUGUCCAUUUUCUUUCCAUCUUGGUAAUAGCCCGUUACGAUAAAUACGAUAUUCAGAGAGAUUAGGGUUUCCCAUUCCCGAUCCCAAUUCCAUUCGGCAAGGUAAGAUGUCGUCGGACAGCGGCGUCGUGACGGUGUACGGGGGAAACAACGGCGGGGCAGCGCUGACGGAGCCGGGGGUGAAGAAGACGUCGACGUUCUCGGUGAAGGGGCUGGCGCAGAUGCUGCGGGGCGGUGUGAUCAUGGACGUGGUGAGCCCUGAUCAGGCGCGGGUGGCGGAGGAGGCCGGGGCGUGCGCGGUGAUGGCCCUGGAGCGCGUCCCCGCUGACAUCCGGGCUGGCGGCGGGGUGGCCCGGAUGAGCGACCCGGGGCUGAUCAAGGAGAUCAAGCGCGCGGUGACCAUCCCGGUGAUGGCCAAGGCUCGCAUCGGCCACUUCGUGGAGGCCCAGAUCCUGGAGGCCAUCGGCGUGGACUACGUGGACGAGAGCGAGGUGCUGACCCCGGCCGACGACGUCCACCACAUCAACAAGCACAACUUCCGCGUUCCCUUCGUGUGCGGCUGCCGCGACCUCGGCGAGGCCCUCCGCCGCAUCCGCGAGGGCGCCGCCAUGAUCCGCACCAAGGGCGAGGCCGGCACCGGCAACAUCGUCGAGGCAGUCCGCCACGUCCGCUCCGUCAUGGGCGACAUCCGCUUCCUCCGCAACAUGGACGACGACGAGGUCUUUGCCUUCGCCAAGCGCAUCGCCGCCCCCUAUGACCUCGUCAUGCAAACCAAGCAGCUCGGCCGCCUUCCUGUCGUCCACUUCGCCGCCGGCGGCGUCGCCACCCCCGCCGAUGCCGCGCUUAUGAUGCAGCUCGGCUGCGACGGCGUCUUCGUGGGCUCUGGCAUCUUCAAGAGCGGCGACCCCGCCCGCCGCGCCCGCGCCAUCGUCCAGGCUGUCACCCACUACAGCGACCCCGACGUCCUGGCCGAGGUCUCCAGCGGCCUCGGAGAGGCAAUGGUCGGGAUCAACCUCAACGGCGAUGCCAAGGUCGAGAGGUUCGCCGCCCGCUCCGAAUAAAUAUAAUGCACAUUGCAGGCAGGCCGUUCUACGUGGACAGAUGGUUUGAUGAUGAUGAUGGCUGAUACUAUGUGGUACUGGGCUCCUGCUCUGUCUAUGCCUGGUUGUCCUUCUUUGUCUGUUGUCCGUGUCUUUCAUGAAUAAUAAUGACUUAGAACCCUCUGCUGAAGAUUGUAUCCUGACAUUUUAUAUUUUAAAUACUCUUGUUCCAGCCUGCUUGCUGUUGAAAUUCUUA